GGUUCGGGUUUCUUGUUCGUUUCAGUGUACCCUCACUCCGCUGGUGAAGAAUGGGGGAGACCGAAGGGACGUACAGGGCCCUGCAGACCCCAGGGACGCGCUUGGGUGCCCAGACCCCCGCGGGCGUCAGCACCCUCGAGCCCGGGCAGACCCCCACGUCGGCGGCGUCGGUGCGGACCCCGGCCAGGAUGCACAUCCGGGUGCAGCUGCUGGACGACACCGUGGAAGUGUUUGACGUCGAGCCCAGGUGCGGCGGGCAGGCGCUGCUGACGCACGUGUGGAGACGCCUGAGCCUGAUCGAGUGUGACUACUUCGGGCUGGAGUUUCAGAGCGCGCAGGCCCACUGGAUUUGGCUGGAACCCAUGAAACCCAUCGUUAGGCAGAUACGAAGGCCAAAGAAUACAGUGCUUCGCCUGGCAGUGAAAUUUUUCCCACCUGAUCCGGGUCAGUUGCAAGAAGAAUACACACGAUACUUGUUUGCCCUGCAGCUGAAGAGAGACCUGCUGGAGGAGCGUCUGACCUGCACGGACAGCACGGCCGCCCUGCUCACGUCCCACCUCCUGCAGUCGGAGAUCGGAGACUAUGACGAAGAGCUGGACCGGGCACACCUGAGAGCCCACGAGUACCUGCCGGGGCAGGAGCGCGCCCUGGAGAAGAUCCUGGCGCUGCACCGCGAGCACGCGGGCCAGACACCUGCUGAGUCGGAUUUCCAGGUGCUUGAAAUUGCCCGAAAGUUGGAAAUGUACGGCAUCAGGUUUCACACGGCCUCUGACCGGGAGGGGGCCCAGAUUAAGCUGGCUGUCUCCCACACGGGCGUCCUCGUCUUCCAGAGCACCACCAAAAUUAACACUUUCAACUGGUCCAGGCUCCGAAAGCUGAGCUUCAAGAGGAAGAGGUUUCUGAUCAAGCUCCACCCAGAGGCCCACGGCCCUUACCAGGACACGCUGGAGUUCCUGCUGGGGAGCAGAGACGAGUGUAAGAACUUCUGGAAGAUCUGUGUGGAGCACCACACCUUUUUCAGGCUUUCUGAUCAGCCAAAGCCAAAGGCCAGAGCAGUCCUCUUCAGCAGAGGGUCCUCCUUCAGAUACAGUGGAAGAACUCAGAAACAGCUUGUGGAUUACGUGAGAGUCGGGGGGGUGAAGAGGACUCCGUAUGAAAGGAGACACAGCAAGACUCGGGUGUCGCUCCACACGCUGACUGCGGACUUGCCAAGGCAGAGCAUCUCUUUCCCUGAGGGCAUGAGGACUCCUGCAUCCCCGUCGGCGACAAAUGCCUCCUUCUGUUCAGUCCCCGCCUCCCCGCCAGCCCCUCCGGGCCCACUCCAUUGCCAGGACAGAAGCGGCUCCCUGCCGCCGCCCCCGGCUCCUGACACCAAGCGGCCAGCAGCAGAGAGGAGCGGCAGCCCCGACACGAGCCAGGCCCAGCCCCCCCGGCCCCCUGCACUCCAGCCUUGUCAAGGCCUUUCUGUGGAGAGUCCUCUGCCUUCUCCUUCCGCCCAGAGGAGCCCACCGAGCCUGAGCCCCGCAUCCCAGGUGCCUCUGGGCCCAGCUGAGCAGGGCCUGAGCCCCGUCCUCAGCGACGCUGGCGGAGCUGGGAUGGACGACCAGGAGGAGCCGAGACACAAGUGCCCGCCCGAGGACGAGGCCUAUUUCAUAGCCAAGGAGAUCCUCACCACGGAGCAAACAUACCUGAAGGAUCUAGAAGUUAUUGCUGUGUGGUUCCGGAGCACGCUGGUCCAGGAGGACGCCAUGCCGGCUGAGCUCAUGCACCUGCUGUUCUCCAGUGUGGACCCCAUCUACGACUUCCACAAGGGCUUCCUGCACGAGGUGGAGCAGAGGCUGGCACUCUGGGAAGCAUCAGCCAGCGCUCCGGCCGCCCGCGGCCGCUGCCGCAUCGGGGACAUCCUGCUCAGGAACAUGCUGCAGCUAAAGGUGUGCUGGGUGUCGCCUCCAGUCCGGGCCCCUCGGACACCCUGUCAGGGUGGCUCCACCCUCAGGGCACCUUUCCCGCAGGAAGGCGUCCCGACAGGACCUGACCGGCCCGCGGGUCCCCAGAGCAGGGUUCCUCGGCGUUCUUCCGCCGGGACACGUUCCCCUCGGGACGGCUGCUGGCUGCUCAAGUUUCAGGGGGCCCGCAGGGGUUCCCACGGUUGUGCACGGCAGUCCUGUGAGGAGCUGGAGUGGGUCGUUCCUGGAAUUAAAACCCGUCCCACAGUGGAAGGUGGAGGGCUUUGUCCCCCUGGGGCCGGUGCUGAGGGGCCUCUCUGCGCAGACGCCCUCCGGGCCGUCACGGAGGUGACCUCCGAGCUCCAGCACAGCCUGGUCCGCCUGGAAAACCUCCAGAAGCUGACAGAGCUGCAGCGGGACUUGGUCGGCAUCGAGAACCUCGUUGCUCCCGACAGGGAGUUUCUCCGUGAGGGCUGCCUCCACACGCUCACCAAGCAAGGCCUGCAGCCAAGAAUGUUCUUUCUGUUCUCAGACAUGCUGCUGUACACGAGCAGAGGGGCCUCGGGGACCAGCCGCUUCCGGAUGCGGGGCCUCCUCCCGCUGCGCGGCAUGCUGGUGGAAGAGCGCCAGAACGAGUGGCCUGCCCCGCACUGCUUCACCAUCUACGCAGCUCAGAAAACAGUCGUGGUGGCAGCCAGCACCCAGCUGGAGAAGGAGAAGUGGAUGCAGGACCUGAAGGCCGCCAUCGACGCAGCCAAGCGCAGCAGUGGCACACCCCUGGGGCUGCCGGGCAGCAUGGUCAAAGGCUGUCUUCUCCCCGAGGGUCCCCCCGACGAGGCCUCUUUGGAGCAGGAGUCAGAAGAAGAUGCUCGUGGUGCUGGGGGCCCCUUGGAGGGGCAGGGCCGGCACCGGGCCAACACCACGGUGCACGUGUGCUGGCACCGCAGCACCAGCGUCUCCAGGGCCGACCGCAGUGCGGCCGUUGAGAACCAGCUUUCAGGAUAUCUGCUAAGAAAGUUCAAAAACAGUAGUGGCUGGCAAAAGCUCUGGGUGGUCCUCACCAACUUCUGCCUGUUCUUCUACAAGACACAUCAGGACGACUACCCCCUGGCCAGCCUGCCGCUGCUGGGCUACCAGGUGAGCACCCCCGGGGAGGCUGACGGCAUCCACAAGGAGCAUGUCUUCAAGCUCCAGUUCAAGUCCCACAUCUACUUCUUCCGGGCGGAGAGCAAAUACAUGUUCAGGAGGUGGAUGGAGGUUAUCGAGAAGGCCAGCAGCUGCCCUGGGAGGGCCGGGCCCCCCGAGGAGGAGGCGUGAGGCCCACCCGGCCUGGACAAGGACAGCGCCGAGGAAGCAGAGCGGGCCCAGUGGUGGGCGGGGCUGCAGGGCACCCAGAGGAACGUGUGUGCUGGAGGAGACGCGGCCCAGCCCAGGCACUGAUGGGGCCAGAGCUCGCCUGCCCGCUCUAGGCCUGGAAUGGGAACCUCCAGCUGGAGCUGUGCCGUGCCCGGUGCCUUCAGGUGGGGCGAACUGGGGGGUGCAGGGCCCCUGCUCUGGCACCCACCCCACAUACCUCUGCAAAGUGGAAAGCAGAGUCCCUGUAACUGUCAGUCUUGAGCUGUGCUGUGCUGACCACGUGUGAAUAAAAAGGGCACCUCCCUUGUGCUGCUCCCUACUCCAGUGGGCCAGGUGUGAGCACUGUGAUGAGGAUGCAGAUGCCUAGAACAGGCCUCUGGGGGCCAGACUGGGAGGGCCACCCAGCAC
Vicugna pacos (alpaca) is the source of this 3710-nucleotide messenger RNA. The record is from RefSeq and is a predicted model, not a curated record. Lineage: Eukaryota; Metazoa; Chordata; Mammalia; Artiodactyla; Camelidae.